CACUCUCCAGCACCCCCCAGCACCUCCCUCCUCCUCACAGCAUCCUGCCCACCCUCAACCUCACUAAUGUUUUAUCUAUCUUUCUUCUCCUGCUUCUUGUGACCUACCUGCCUAGAUGCUGAUUUUCUCCAUAUUCUUCCCCUACGUCCUCCUCUGCUGCUUCCUCAUCCGCAGUCUCUUCCUGCCAGGAGUGAUGGCUAGCCUCAGAUGCCUGGUGACCAUAGAGCUCUCUAUCUUGUCAUCGCUGCACACAUGGCAUCAGGCUGGAGGCCAUGUGCUCUACUCCCUCGGCCUUGGCGUGGGCACCAUCAUCACUUUCUCUUCCUACCAGACUAGAGGUGACAACCACAUCAAGUUGGCCUCCUUUAUGGCCAUGGCCAACCUGGUGACGUUGCUGAGCACGGCCAUCAUCUUUCUGGUGCUGGACUUCUGGACCAUAACCAGCAGGCUCAGCUGUGUUGAGAAGAGUGUCAACAAGCUGGUCGAUCUGAUAAUCAAAGGUGUGCUGUCCCAGGCUGCCUGGCCUCCCCAAGGCAUCAUUCAUAAACCUCCAGUAGAAUACAUGGACUGGACCAGUCAGCUCUCCAAUAAACUCCAGGAGGAUGUUGUCCAUUUCUCCCCACGCUGCAGCAUCCUGGUACAGAAGGAAAAGUUCAUGGAGGGCCCUGGCCUGGCAUACGUGGCCUUCUCUCAAGUCAUCUCGCUGUUUCCUGGCUCCUCUUUCUGGGCCAUCAUCUUUUCCAUUGCCCUUGUCAUCAUGGGUCUGGUCACACUGACAAUGCUCCUGGAGAGUAUUGUGCUUCCUCUGCAGAGAAACAUCCCAACCUUCGAGAAGUAUCCCAAACUGAUACCAGUGACUGUCUGUUUGGGAGGACUUCUGGGCAGCCUUGUCCUCUACCACCUGGUCCCUAUGGUCCUCGUCAUUUUUGUGGUGCUCCAGAACCUUUCUCUGGCUUUUGUCUACAGAAUCAAGAGGUUCGGGGCUGAGAUGUUCUACCAGCUGGACCACCUGGUGUGGGCACCCUUCACCUUCUUGUGGACUUACGUGACCCUGCCCACUCUGCUGGUGCUGCUUGCCAUCUACUUCCUGAAUCUCUACCACAGGAAAUCCCUCUACUACAUCUCCUGGAAUGACAGUAUGGUAAAGCAACCUUACCAGAAGAUGGUCCUGAGCUGGGUCACCUUCCUCAGCGUCCUGGCUCUACUGCCCAUACCUGUGUAUCCACUGCAGCUCUGGUGGAACCAGGAUGACCAGGUCAUCUGUGAGGUCUUUAAAAAGCCUUCAUCCUUCAAAAGGACAGAAAUGGAAUUCAACAAGGUCAGCCAGUGGCCUGCAUAUGCGCUAAGUAGAUUCACACUCAGAGGCCAGGACAAAGGUGGCCAGUUCCACUCCCAAGAAAGAACCACAGAUGACAUCCCCCUUCAACCCCUAAACCUGUUGACAAAAAGUGACAGUGAAAUUUUCUCCAGUUUCAGCCUUCAAGCCUCCAUUGUCCCCAACAAUCCUGAGGCACCAAAGCCCACUGUCAUCCCAGGAGGUUACCUUGGCUGCCACAGCACUGGACAGAAAGGACAGGCAUAA
This is a messenger RNA of Microtus ochrogaster (prairie vole), 1582 nucleotides long. Its product is annotated as orphan sodium- and chloride-dependent neurotransmitter transporter NTT5-like. The coding region runs from base 116 to 1582 and encodes 488 amino acids. The record is from RefSeq and is a predicted model, not a curated record. The transcript has 7 exons. Lineage: Eukaryota; Metazoa; Chordata; Mammalia; Rodentia; Cricetidae.